AUGAGUGAGAAAUGGGGCUCAAACUCUUCAGAAAACGGGCAUAUUUGGAGUGUCAGUGACACAAAGCAUCAUCAGUACUCAGAUAGCAAUAUCACCUAUGUGAACUACUAUCUUCACAAGCCUCAAGUGGCAGCAGUCUACAUUAUUUCCUACUUUCUGAUCUUCUUCCUGUGCAUGGUGGGAAAUACAGUGGUUUGCUUUACUGUAAUGAGGAACAAACAUAUGCACACUGUCACUAAUCUCUUUAUCUUGAACUUGGCAAUAAGUGAUUUACUAGUUGGUAUAUUCUGUAUGCCUAUCACGCUGCUGGACAAUAUUAUAGCAGGAUGGCCAUUUGGAAGCACAAUGUGCAAGAUCAGUGGAUUGGUCCAGGGAAUAUCAGUUGCAGCUUCAGUCUUUACUUUAGUUGCAAUAGCAGUGGACAGGUUCCGGUGUGUGGUCCACCCUUUUAAACCAAAGCUCAGUAUCAAGAAAGCAUCCGUCAUUAUUGUGAUCAUAUGGGUCCUGGCCACCACCAUUAUGUCCCCCUCUGCCAUAAUGUUGCACGUACAAGAAGAAAAAUAUUACCGAGUGAGACUCAACUCUCAGAAUAAAACCAGCCCCAUCUACUGGUGCCGGGAAGACUGGCCAAAUCAGGAAAUGAGGAAGAUCUACACCACUGUGCUCUUUGCCAACAUCUAUCUGGCCCCACUGUCCCUCAUUGUCAUCAUGUAUGGAAGGAUUGGAAUUUCACUCUUCAAGGUGACAGUGCCCCGCACAGGCACCCAGAACCAGGAGCAAUGGCAUGUGGUAUCCAGGAAGAAGCAGAGGGUCAUUAAGAUGUUACUGAUAGUGGUCUUGCUCUUCAUUCUCUCCUGGCUGCCCCUGUGGACUCUGAUGAUGCUCUCAGACUAUGCCCACCUGUCUCCCAGUGAACUGCAGGCCAUCAACAUCUACAUCUACCCUUUAGCACACUGGCUGGCCUUCUGCAACAGCAGCAUCAAUCCCAUUGUCUACGGUUUCUUCAAUGAGAAAUUUCGCCAUGGCUUUCAAGAUGCUUUUCAGCUCCAGCUCUGCCAUAAAAGAGCAAAGCCCAAGGAACCCUACACCCUUGGAGCUAAAAACAAUGUAGUCAUAAAUACAGCUCAUCAGUUAGUCCAAGAACCUACAAUUCAAAAUCCACAUGAGGAAAAUUUGCUUUGUAGGAAAAGUGUUGAAAAGCCCAAGCAGGAAUUAAUGAGGGAAGAAUUAGGAAAAGCUACCAAUAGAAAUGAGAUUUUAAGAGAGGUAGUGUGAUGAUUUUAACUCCACUGUGUGUUAUAUAUCGAAUACUAUUGCUUUAUACUUCAAUUUUAAGAAUGUUCUAAAGAAAGCAUGUACUGAAAGCAAUCUGGAAAAAAAAGUAAACAAGAUGGUCUUACUAAGUUCAUAACCAGUCUUACGGUGUAUGUGUACAGAGACUCAUAUAUAGAUUUGCCUGAAUAAAUCCAUUUCCUUGGAGUAAUUUUGAAAGCCUGACCUUGCCUACUGAGCUAUUU
This is a messenger RNA of Manis pentadactyla (Chinese pangolin), 1517 nucleotides long. RefSeq names its product neuropeptide FF receptor 2 (gene NPFFR2). The transcript has 3 exons. Gene Ontology annotation, biological process: G protein-coupled receptor signaling pathway; regulation of cAMP-dependent protein kinase activity; regulation of MAPK cascade. The coding region runs from base 1 to 1275 and encodes 424 amino acids. NCBI's taxonomy places the organism in Eukaryota, Metazoa, Chordata, Mammalia, Pholidota, Manidae. Gene Ontology annotation, molecular function: neuropeptide receptor activity; peptide binding; opioid receptor binding. Gene Ontology annotation, cellular component: membrane. The record is from RefSeq and is a predicted model, not a curated record.